Ruditapes philippinarum (Manila clam) is the source of this 3920-nucleotide messenger RNA. RefSeq lists its product as uncharacterized. NCBI's taxonomy places the organism in Eukaryota, Metazoa, Mollusca, Bivalvia, Venerida, Veneridae. Gene Ontology annotation, biological process: intermediate filament cytoskeleton organization; wound healing. Gene Ontology annotation, cellular component: cytoskeleton; intermediate filament; membrane. The record is from RefSeq and is a predicted model, not a curated record. Gene Ontology annotation, molecular function: structural molecule activity; protein binding. The coding region runs from base 383 to 3040 and encodes 885 amino acids. The transcript is spliced from 18 exons.
UCCUGUUUGAAAUACUUUGUGUAUCGCUUAACAUUUAAAGGAACGCUAUUAAAUAUUUCGUAAAGGGAACUAUGUGAUGGAAUUAAAGUAAACGUUUAAGCUGAUUGUCUAUGUUAAGGACGUGCCACACACGAUAUGACAAUUUUUAUCACGUAGCAAAACUGUGCAUUUGCAUUAUGAAGGUUAUUUCAACAGUUGAGUAAAUACGAUAUCAAGCAAGACCUGUGGUUUUAUCGUUUCAAGGUCUUAUUGCAAACACUUGCAAUAUUUUUCUACAAUAUGUUCUUUUUCGGGGAAAUCAUAUAUUAUUUCGCUGGAAGAUGAUUGUUGGAAUUUGAAAACGUGGUGUCAUCAGUAACUUGACUAUAGCCAGUCACCAGUCAUGUCGACGACUGUUAUAAUAGCAUGGAUACAUUUCCGCGAUAUUGCAAACUGGAUAAUAAAUGGGGUGGAGCGACAUUGCAAGAAAAGGAUGGCCGACUUGGAGGUACAGCAAUGUUUGGACUGGCUGUUAGAACAAAAAAAUGAAUUGGAGGAGACCGGAUUUGGAUGUAACAAACAGUCUGUUAAUGAAGGGGUCGUUCAACAUUCACAUCACAGAGCAAAACUUCGAGAAUAUAUCAAACAUAUGGAAAAACUGAAAAUCAAACAUACAUUGACGGAUGAUGAACUACAGGCGCUAUACGGCACAUAUCAAACCGUUCAGACUCUAGCAGAUAAGAAAACAAGUUGUUUUGAAGUUAUGAACGGAAUCGCAAAUUUAGAAGACCAGAUACAGGGUUUGAGCACGGAGUUUGACAACAAGGCAGUCCAUCUUGUUAACCUUUCAAUUAACAACAGAAAGAAAGCCGAGUGUUUUAAACUAAGUAAUGAAAGCAUGGCAAAAACAACAAAGAACUGUGUAAGCGGGGUUCGACAGUCAUGGAGAUGGAUGGAUGAAGUUAUGCAGUGUGCGCACGUGCAUCUAGCGAACGCUGCCGCAUAUCACGAGUUUUUCCAUGACGUAGAAGAAGUAGAUUAUUGGAUGAACACAAUAAUGUCUAGCAUGCAUCUAACAUUUUCGAAACAGAGAUUAGAUGGUGACAGUGCUGAUGUCUCCGCCAUUAAUAAUGAGAUGAGGGACACUCUUCUCGCCUAUCUUAGAUGGCAGAGUAAAGUGGACAGUUUGUUCACGCGCGCACGAGAUAUAGUUCCUGUACAUAAGAGGACAUCACCCAUCAAGGAGCCGUGCCCAGUUUUAGCAUUAACGUCUUAUAAAACUAACGAGAUCGAAUUCAAAGAAGGAGAUACAUUAACAUUGGUUGACAACUCAGACACUAGCAAAUGGCGAGUGAAGAAUGCCGCAGACCAGGUUGCCAUGGUUCCAGCAGUGAUUCUGCUAAUUAAUGGUCCAAGUGGUGACGCCAUAGACGCAGCACUAAGACUGCGUAUUCAGUUAUUAAGUCUAUGGACAACCAGCACCAAGAGACUUGGUUAUCAGAUGAUAGCAUUUUUGCAGACGAUAUUUCGUGACUGGACACCUGAAGAGAUAAAAUCAAUCCAAAGCAUGCCAAAAUCAAAUAGAGAUGACCUAAUGAGAAUUAUCAAAACAAUCCAGUCUACUCUCGAGAAGAAUUGGGAAGGUUACGAGGGGUUCGAGGAUUUACAAGAGCGAAUCUCAAGAUUGCGAACAAUACUUGAAGAAGCAAAAGACGGAAAACCAUCAUCUAAUGGUACAUCCGGAGAAGUUGUGAUUCAGGUCAGAAUGUUGGAAGACAUGUUUAAUCACUAUCAGGAGUUUUGGACAUACUGGGAAACGUACAAGGUUGUCGUUGAAGUUCUUAUGCAGCCAAGGUAUAUUCUAGUGUGUGACAGAUGGGACCAGUUAAAAUAUAAAUCUACUGCACAUUUUGUUAGGUUUUGGGAUACAAAUCUUACGGUACCUAAAGAUGGCGGGAAAACUUAUAAGGCGGAAGCAGCACUGACGCUUUACGAGACGCCAAAAACAAAGUUAUCAGACGGUGUCGUAGAGGAAACAAUGUCAUCAACAACUGUUGAAAAAACUGACAGCACUGUGUCAGACGCAAUGUCAAAACUGAAGAAAGAAGGACUUGACGACAACGAUGGUACUAGUGAUUCGGCGCUGAGAGACCGACAUUUGUUAUCAACAGCCGCUUCUAUAGAUGUUGACGACGACUGGUCAGCGUCUUCUGAUCUAACGGAAAUAAGAAAACGUCAGCAGACGACAACUGAUCAAGUGACGAGCUCCAUGGAAGAAGUCAGUCAUACUUUCAUCAUUAAAAGCGUUCUUCAUCCGAAAACGCUUGAGGAUAUUAGUCUUCAAGAAGCAGUUUUGGCGGGAAUAAUUGAUCAAGCUGCAGGUCUUUACAUUGAUAUCACUACGGGAGAAACAUCAUCACUACAGAAAGCAAUGGCGGAUGGAGAUAUCAUUGUAGAGUUUAAAUCUCAGAAGAAGAUUCGAGAAGAGAAAUCAUCCUAUGGUAUUAUAACAAUCAAAACAUUAGUGGAAACGAGGCCAUACACUAUUCAUGGCGUUAUAGAUCCAGCAACAGAUGAGGAAAUUUCCGUGAAAAGAGCUUACAAAAAAGGCAUAUUGAACCAAGAAAAUACUACAUAUAAGACAGAAUCUGGUGAAAUGUCAAUAAGCGACGCUAUACAAAGUGGUCUUAUAAAAGCAGAAUUCCAUGGAGAAGAACAGGAGGAUGGUGUUGAAGAAACUAAAACAUAUGCUGUAACUUCUGUAGUAGAUCAAAAACAAAAAGCCAAAGUGUCAUUCCAUGAUGCCAUGAAUAGAGGUCUAUUAGACGCGGAGGAAGGCGUGUACGUGAAUAACGUGACACGUGAAAGGAUACCAAUUACUGACGCAAUCAUGAGUGGUCUUAUUAAAGCUAAAAUUGUCACCGACACAUCCAAUCUUGACAUAGAUCCAACAAAUAAAAUUGUUGUUAAAAGGAUAUCGUCGAUUAAAGAGAAAGUCAUAAAAGCUAUGAGAGUCACAAGAGCUUUCCAAUCUGGAACUGAAACUGUAAAUGGCAAAUGAGUUGGUAAUGAUCUUAACAAACUGUUUAACACAUUAAAAGGCGGUGAUCAUUGUGUAUUAUACUUGACUUUAUGGAACUAAUGUUUGUAAUACAAAUACGUAUCAUUCGAAACGUCAUGUAAAAUAUAAUACAUAUAUUUGUUAUCUUGAGGCGAUAUCAUGAAAUUGUUGUUUUCCUCAAAAAGCUUUGAAUGACACCUAUAAAAAAGUCUCUUUAAUGUGUUACAAGUAAAUCUUGUAUCAAUAUAAAUUAAAUUAAAUUUUGGAGACAUAAACUUGUCUUCCUAAAGUUUUUCAGUGAUACUUUGAAUUUUGAGGAAAACUAAACACUUCCUAUAAGACAUUGCUUUAAAGUUAUUGUUUACAUAUUGCUAUUAUUAUUUAUCUAUUUUGUUAUAAUGGUUUUUAUACAAUAAAAGAGAGACACUUUUGGUCUCAUUGUUUUCUGGUAGGAAAUCAAGGUACACAUGUUUAUUCAUACUUUAUUUUCAGAACACGUGUUCACGAGUGUAUAGUAUACAUCAAAUCGUGUAUUUUCAGUUAAUAUGUGUCCAGUAGUGUAUAAAAAAACAUCAAAACGUAUCAUUAAUGUUAAGUUUAUUGAUGCCCUCAUGUUUUAGUAUUAAACAAAAUCUUCUUCACCUUUUUUGGAACUCUAAUGUCUUAUUUUACCAUGGCAAAAGUAUGUUUAAAUGUAACUGAUGUAUUAAUAGAAAAUUCCUUAAUUACAGACAUGUCUUACAAUAAAAUGCCUUAUGUAUGUUAUUAUUUUGUAAUUUGCUCUAAAAUAUUCCAUUAUGUUCAUUUAUUAUGCUUUUAUACGUUUUUGUAUGUGUAAAACACACAAUGUUUUAUAUAGAAAUUAAAACAGCUUUUCUUA